UCGUGCGCGUGUCGAUUUGUUUCUUGGGAGGUGUGUUGGGCGUCCCCUGGUUUAUCUUUGUCCCUGCUGGGGAAUGUGGAAAUGGCCGGUGACAACAGUCCUGGAGUCUUCUUAUGUUGGCGACGCUUCGAGCUCUUACUGCUAGCGACAGCAGCCACCGGACUAUGCAGCGGGGUCUCUGGAGUCAAGAAUCCCAGCUGCCACGAAGUCAGGACGGCGUUUCAGAUGCGGCAGAUCGGUCCCAUCAAGCUGGUUCCUGAUGUCCCCACAACUGAUUCCAGUUUACAGAUUUGCCAACACAAAUCACCAACAUGUUGCACUAAGAAAAUGGAAGAAAAUUAUCAAGCAGCUGUUAGAAGAGAGAGAAUAGAGAACACUCAGACUCUAAACUUUGAAUUGAAAUAUAUGAUUGUUGGUCACAUUACAGCUUUUCAAGCAGCCUUUGAAUCCCUGCUUCGUUUUGCUGAGAAUCACACCGCUUCUCUCUUUGAGACUGUCUACAGAUCCAUGUCAAAGGAGGCAGCUGAGCCUGUGAAAGAACUUUUUACAGACCUCUCUCUCUACCUCUUGGGUGCUCAAAACAGAGUGGAAAAAGCAUUUUUCCGGUUCUUCGACAGCCUCUUCCCUUUGGUUUAUACCCGCUUGAUAAACCCUGGCAUGAUGGACUUGUCAGAAGAAUACAUGGAAUGCCUGCGACAAACACGACAAGACAUCAAUCCAUUUGGACGCUAUUCCAAAGAAGCUGUUACGGAGCUAGCAAAGUCUCUGAGGGCAAGCAGAAUAUUCAGUCAGGCCCUGGGAAUGGGUGUUGAAGUGCUGAACGCCACUGAGCAUGCUGCUUUGACCAAAGAAUGUAUCCGAGGCCUUGUGAAAAUGCAAUAUUGUCCUCAUUGCCAAGGUCUGACCCUCAUCAGACCCUGUGAAGGAUAUUGUUUGAAUGUGAUGAGAGGUUGUUUUGCCAGCGUAUCUGAGCUGGACAUUCAUUGGAGGGAAUAUAUCUAUACUCUGGAAUACCUCACCAAUGAAAUGGCUGUAACUCAUGAUCUAGAACUGGCACUGCUGGGUAUUCGGUACUCGAUCAAUGAGGCUAUUUUACAGGCACAACUUAAUGGACCCCAGCUAUCAGCGACUGAUGCUUUGCACUUCAUCCAAGAAGCUUCUUCAGCUCUUACUGAAUGUUCUCUGCCUCUGAAAUCUUCAAAGAAUGACAAAUCCAGAAGUUUGAAAAAAAUGUCUCGGGAAUUUAUCAGUUAUAUGAAACGAUCCAGAACUUUUUAUGCGUCUUUGACAGAAAGACUUUGUGAUGGUGAUCUCGUGAUGAAAGACAGCUCAACUUGUUGGAAUGGCCAAGAUGUGGUAGAAAGUUAUACAAGCAGAGUGGUUACAAAUGGAUUGAAAGCCCAAAUAAAUAAUCCAGAGCUGAUAGUCAGAGGGUUGGAUCCAGAGAUAGGUCAUUUAAUUGACAAGUUGAAACAUUUUAAUCAGCUGGCAGCCCACACAACAAGUCUACAAUCCGAAAGUUGGAUUGACAGGGAAGGCAGCAGUGGGAAUGGAAUGAGCAAAGAGACAGAAUCCAGUGGAGACUGUGAUGAUGAAGAUGGAUGCCAAGGAUCAGGUGAUAAAAGCUACACAAAAGAUGUUUUUAGUGUGAAAUCAGGAGACAAAAAUGAAACCAUACUAAUAAUGGAAAAGAUGGAUACCACAACCACAACCACAACCACAAUAAAAACAUUUUCCAUUUAUAAAGGGGACAGAAAUCUGGGUAUUCAAGCAUCAAGUUCUUGGUUCUUUAAAAUUACUAGCCUUGCAGUUUUGUGGCAUUUUGUGUCAUAGCUGUAUUACAUUGCAGCAACUAUGCAAUUUCUGAGCACCAUCAUAUAAACCUUCAGCCUUAUCCAAGUGAAAGCAAACUUAAAUUGGUCUCUAAAUUCUAUGCUCUAAUAUUAUGUGAUAUGUUAGUUUAAUUGCUAAGUAUUAGUCUGGGACUGGCUACCAGCAAGCAUCAAUUUGUACACAUUGUCUCCACUGUCUGGAGGUGGUUUUUUUUUUUUUUUGGUUUGUUUGUUUGUUUUCAUAGCAUCUCAACUACUCAAAAUGGAAAAAGGAUGAAGACAGAAGAUUUAAGUAGGUUAAGUUAUUGUGAUAGGUACAGCUAAGAAUGUCAUAAAGUUAGACAUUAAUAUGUUGGCAUUUUUUCUUUUACUUGUCAAAUAUUGGACUGUUGAUUUCUUGAUCUUUUAUGUUCCUUUAAAUAAUUGGAUUUCAUUUAUAUGUCAAUAAUUUAUAUCUAUAGGGAUCUAUGGAUAUUAUAAACAAAAUUGCUAGUUCGAUCAAAUUUUGGUCAAGAAAUCAUAGCAUGCUUGCAUUUCUUUAUUUCUUUUAAUUAGAUUGUAGAAAGCAUAUGGUAUCUUUAAUGCAUCAUUAUACAGUAGUUCUUUUAACAAUUCUGCAAUAAAUAGAACUACUUCCCAAUUUAUUUUAAAACACUACAGAAUAGUUUCCCUGCUCAUGUUUUUCUUUACUAUGUUAUCUACAAUUUUGUCAUGUUGCAAAUACCUGGUGAAUUAAAAAGAGAUAAGUCUUUUAGAUGGUCAUGUGAAAAUUUGUUAUUGACUUGAUGUUGUAGAGCUAGAAUGAGGAACCUGUGCUAUAAUCUUCUAUACUGUAAUACUAGCCAGCAUGGUUAGCAAUAAAGGAUGCGGACAACUGCUGUUCAGAAACAUCUGUAUGGGCACAGAUUCUUCAUCUGAUCUAUUGCCUAUGUUGUAUUAAAAGAAAAGCUCUGAUGCAGGUGUUUUACGAGGUUUUACGAGGAUGGACAAUCAGUGGUAGCAUGCAGCUGUCAAAACUUGAUGCAGUUAUUUGACUUCCUUCCUCAGUCAAUAACAAAAUUUGGUGGUGUAAUUUGUCACCAAAAUUUGGUGGAACCAUUUGAUUGUCUUUUGGAAUAUUUAGCAUAAACUUAUCCAUUUAAAAAUUAUCCACUGCAAGUCAUUAAAGUUAAAGUUAAAAAUAUAUUUAUUUCUAUCUCAACUGCAUUUUAUAACUGUCCAUUGCUUUACCAUCCAAGCGCAAUAUGUCCUCAACUUGAAAGGGAUUGCUCAAUUCCAUGUUAGAGCAUAUGAAGUAAAUAGAAUAACUUGCUGCAAGACAUCAAUUCAGAUCUUUAGAAAUAAGUACUUGUACACUUCCUGCCAUUGGAUGCCUGGAUGAGAAAGAAAAGAUGAUCAAAAAGAGGAAAGAUAUGAGAGGGGGGAGAGAGAGAAAUAGAUAUGCCAUAAAAGGGAAUCCUUACUUGUUUGAGGGUUCUGGCUCCACCCAAUCAAUUACCCUUUGACACCACAUUAGAAGACAAACAAAAGAAAAGACAUGGAAUUAAUCUGUUCCUAAAUACCCUUCAUAAAUAGAUGAGUGGGUUUAUUAGGAUUUAUAUGCCAGCAAACUCACUGUUUUAUGGAUGUUUGCAGGAAUUUUCUCUUAUACAUUUUUGUAUAUACUAUAUGGAAUGUGAUCCAGAACAUGAAUAUACAUUUUCUUUGCUGCUGCUGCUACAAUCAUUUUCAUCAAACUACCAGGAAAAAUUUGCCUUUUAUCCUAAAAAAUAUUUUUUAAAAAUCUGAACUGCAUCUUCUGAUUAUGAUGAUAUGCUAUGAGAUAAAAAUAUGAAAGAAAUGUCAACUUAUAAUGAUACCUUCUGCUAUUUAAUAUUUACUCUCUAAUACUUAUUUUGAAGAAUAUUUUCCAUGUUUUUUGUAAAUGGGUCUUUUUACACUUUCAAGAAAAUUAAUGUGUUUCAUAGUAUGGUAAGAAAUUACUAUUUCUGCUAUUAAUUAGAUGGAAGAAGACUAAUAUGAAUAGUUUAACUUCAAUCCUUAAAAUACCAUUGAAAAUCUACACACUACACCUCAGCAGAAUUAAUCAUUACAAAGAAUUCCAAUUUAUAUUUACUGAAAAUGCCAGUAAUUCAUAUCACUAAAAAGCUGUUUUCAUGGUAAAAUAAUUUCUGUGUACAGUUUUAAAUAGUAUAAUGUAAAAAAUGUUUUUAUUUACAUGUAUGAUAUGCAUGUGUACAAAAAUUACCUUGACCAUUUGGUCUACAUAAAAUGUAUACUCAGUCUAGUAUACUAAUCCUAGGUACUAUCUGAUACAUUUAGGACAAAAGCAUAAAGUACAACAGGAUGGGCAACCCUUAUUGCUGUUGGAGUUCUGACGGGCACCUCUUUUUUUGUAUAAUGUUUUAUUCUACUUGCUUUUAGGGGUUUCCUUAUAUACCUUAUAUAGCAGGAUAGAGCACUGCUUUAAUAAUUGAUGGGCUAUUUUCAGAAAUUAAGUUACAAUCCAACUAAAUCAAAUACUUUGUCCCAUUGAAUAUAGAAAACCAUUUCAUAAUAUAAAAUCUCUUCCAUUCAAACGAAAUUUAAGAAUGCUCAUCUGCUGAUGAAAUUCUCACAGAGAUGAAUCACAGAUAUGAGACAAUACAUGCCAGAAUCUUAAAAGUCAGAAGAAGAUAGCUUUUAAAAAAUAAUUCCAUAGUCAUCAAGCCAUUCUGUCUGAAAAAAGUAAUUUUACCUUAAUGCAUGGAGUAAUAAUAUCUUGAUGAGAGACAAUGAAUGGAAAUUGAUGAGAGUAAGAUGCUCUCUUAUAAUUAAGCUCUACAGCCUUACAAUACCCAAGAAAAUCAAUCUCACUCAACAAAUAUCAAGAGUCCUAUUAGGCAUAUAUCAGAUUCUAGACAGAAAAUUUCUUUUGUAGUAUUAAACAAAUGCAUAGAAUAUUAAAUUCUCUUUCUGGAAAAUAUCCAAAAUAUUUCAAAUCCAUAUUGAAAAAUCACUCAUAAUCAUUUGAGAAUAUUUUAAGCUUUAGGCCUAAUUUAGUGAGUAUAUUUUAAAAAACCAUGAAAAUUCAUAUGUUGGAGGAUUGCAUCAACUUUUAUGCUGUACUCCUCUGACUACAUAUCUGCAGUAGGUGUUUCCUGCUUUCUUCUAAAACGCAAAUUCACAGGAACUAAAUGAAAAGUACAUGACAUAAUAUCUGAUCAACAUUAACUGGCAAUUUUAUGAAGUAUACCAAAAUACCAUUGAAAAGCAACUAUUAUUUUACACAGGCAAUGCAUUAAAUUUAUAUGACAAUGUUAAUGUAGUUUGCAUUUUAUCAUUACCUUUCACGCUCUUAUUAAAUCAGUAAGAUGCAGUUAUACUA
This is a messenger RNA of Notechis scutatus (mainland tiger snake), 5199 nucleotides long. Lineage: Eukaryota; Metazoa; Chordata; Lepidosauria; Squamata; Elapidae. The record is from RefSeq and is a predicted model, not a curated record.